AUGCGGAAGUCCUCGUGACGUCACGUUUAAAUAUGGCGGCGCUAAGCUGAAUCGGAGACACAGGCCACAGUCGAUGUAGAGUUUGUAGCCGUUUCUGUUGUCUAGAGGUGCACAACCAAGCGCAGCUGAAGACAGACGCAGACAGCUGGCGUGCUAGCAGGUGGCUCUGAGUCUGACAGGUGGCAGGCAGAAUACCUGAGAUACCUAUGUGAGAAAAGUGGGACCACUAAGUCUUGUCUUGUUGCUGGUCCAGACGGAGUGUCACCAACUUCACCCUCCAUAAAAUGAAGAGCUAGCGCAGGCUGAUCCAAAGUGAUGUUGAGGAUUACAAUCCCAUCGCGCUACCAGGGCCCUUAUUACGAGAUGUCCCCCCCACGGGAUCUCACAAGGCCAGCAGGGGGGAGCUAAAUAUGCAUCAUCUCCUUCAGGCCCUCUUAGUAAGCCUUCCAAAUCGGAAUCAGGAGGAACAGCCUACAACAACCAGACACCGUCGUGACCCUUCCAACCACCUGAGAAAGACAUCAGACACUGUUUACGAAAGAAGUCCACAAAAAGUCAGAAAGCUAAUAUCUUCUAUUGUCUCUUGGAGUUAAUCUUUUAUGGAGAACAACUCAUGGGAUCAGCAUACAUAUCACAUGAUGUUAGCCUGGAGCACUUGAAGGUGGAUUCAACAGUACCCCUCCAACACACACAAACAGUGCUAGUGCCCUGUGAAGAUGUGGGACAUUAGGACUAUCUAGCCUGAUAAAACACUACUGUGAAGAGGUUUCACCAGAAGGUCAGAUAAGACAGAUCGUCGGAAAGGAUCAUCCACCUCUAAUUCCCAACGGACCUGUCCUGCUUUUGUAAUUGAGAAGAAGUAAUCGGACCAACUCUUGGGCUGUUCCCAGAAAAAUUAUUCAUCAAAAUAGGAUCUGAUGGAGGAAAACGGCAGUUUCCAGGUUGACCCCGGUUGAGAGCAUUUUUUGUUUUGUUUUCAAGGAUGACGACAAGAGGUGGAUCGAGUAUGAAGUGGGCACUGCGAAUUCCGCAGCCUUACAUCAAGCGAGCAAUUAUUCUGGCCUUGGGUUUUAGCUUGUUGUCUAUCUGGAUUUUGGCCUAUUAUGUCUCUCAAACCAAACAGAAUCCACGAUGGGAACCGCCACAAGCAAACUGUAAACUUGCUGAAUCCAAAGCCAACCCGUUUUUCCCAGUGCGACCCCAACCAAUGCGUGAUGUGGCAAAGAACUCGAGAACUCAGCCUGCUGCGCUGGUGUUUGUGGAGAGUGCCUACUCAAAACUUGGCCAGGAAAUCGCUGCCCUCCUUGAAGCUAACCGCUUAAAAUACAAGACAGAAAUAGUCAGUGGAAAGAGCUUCCCUUCUCUCACAGAGGUAGGCCACGGAAAAUAUUCCCUGGUUAUCUUUGAAAAUCUGAACAAGUACCUACACAUGGACAAGUGGAAUCGAGACAUUCUGGAUAGAUACUGUUUGGAAUUCAAUGUCGGCAUCAUCAGCUUUGCAGGAAAAUCAGAAGACAACCUUUUGAAUAAAAGAGUUGGAGACUUUCCCUUGUACAUGCACAGUAACCUGAGACUGAAGGACUGCUCGUUAAAUCCUGACUGCCCGCUCCUCUAUCUAACGAGGGCUGGGGAAACGUGGCGCGGGAACCUGCCUGGAGAAGACUGGACGAUAUUUCAACCCAACCACACAACCUACGAGCCCGUAGCGUACGCCAAAACGUCCAGUCUUGAAUAUGUACAUGUGAAUGAGAACCUGGACAGGUCUUACCUGGUUACAGUUAUGCAAGACCUUGGACUGUAUGACGGCAUCCAGAGGGUCUUCUUUGGAAAUGAUCUGAACUUCUGGCUCCACAGGUUGCUAUUCCUGGACAGUGCCACGUACCUUUCCCAAGGGAAACUGAGCUUGUCCCUGGAGCGCUACAUCCUUGUGGACAUUGAUGACAUUUUUGUGGGGAAGGUGGGCACAAGAAUGCAGACAAGUGAUGUAAAGGCCCUCAUAAGUGCCCAGUCCAGGCUGGGAAGUUUAGUUCCUGGGUUUCGCUUCAACCUUGGGUUCUCCGGCUACUUCUACCACUCAGGAGAUGAUGUAGAGGAUAUAGGAGAUGAUGCGCUCCUGGCCAACGCCCAUGAGUUCUGGUGGUUCCCCCACAUGUGGGCCCACACACAACCCCACACCUUCACCAACGAGACAUCGCUCCGGGAACAGAUGAUCCUCAACAAGAGAUUUGCCAAAGAGCACGGGAUUCCCACGGAUGGAGGCUACGCCGUGGCUCCACACCACUCCGUACUACCCAGACAGACAUGUGGUCUGUUCACCCACACCAUCUUCAUAGACAAGUACCCUGGUGGGCGGUCCCGGCUGGAGGAGAGCAUCCAUGGAGGGGAGCUGUUCCAAACCUUUAUCAACAGCAGGGUAAACAUCUUCAUGACACACCUGUCCAACUACGGCAAUGACCGCCUGGCCCUGUACACUUUUGAGAGUGUCAUAAAGUUUGUUCAGUGUUGGACCAACCUGCAGCUGAAGACAGUCCCUCCCAUGGAACUGGGCAGGAAGUACUUUGACCUGUACCCUGAAGAGGCCAACCCUGUGUGGCAGAACCCAUGUGAUGACAAGAGGCAUCUGGCCAUCUGGUCUAAAUACAAGACAUGUGACAGGUUACCUCGCUUCUUGGUGAUCGGCCCACAGAAAACUGGAACCACUGCACUGUACGCCUUCCUAUCCAUGCACCCCAACAUCCUGAGUAACUUUCCCAGCAGUAAGACAUUUGAGGAAGUCCAGUUCUUCAAUGGAGCCAACUACUAUAGGGGAAUUGACUGGUACAUGGAGUUCUUCCCCACGCCCAGUAACUCCAGCCUACAGUACCUGUUUGAGAAGAGUGCCACAUACUUCGAUAACGAGCUUGUUCCCAAGCGUGCCCAUGCCUUGCUUCCCCGUGCCAAGAUAGUCACCAUCCUUAUUAACCCAGCCAGGAGGGCGUACUCGUGGUACCAGCACAUGCGAGCCCAUGAGGAUGUCAUAGCGCUGAACCACAGCUUCUACCAGGUAGUGACGGCCACCGACGAGGCGCCGCGGUCCCUGCGGGAACUCAAGAACCGGUGUCUGAACCCCGGCAAGUACGCCGUCCACCUGGAGAUGUGGCUGAACCACUACCCUGCCAGCCAGUUGUUGAUCUUGGACGGUGACCAGCUGAGGACGGACCCUGUAUCCACCAUGUGGAAGACUCAGAAGUUCCUCAAGGUCAAGCCGCACUUUGACUACGACAGCCAUCUCAGGUAUGAUCCCUCGAAAGGAUUCUACUGCCAAGUCAUGCCGAACGGGAAGACCAAGUGCCUGGGUCGCAGCAAGGGGAGGCACUACCCUCCCAUGGAGGCAGACACAGAGAAGUUCCUCAGUAACUACUACCUUCCCUACAACGUGGAACUGUCCAAACUGUUGACCAGGCUGGCCCAGCAGCUCCCUGAUUGGCUGAGAGAGGAGCUGCGCGGGAGAUGAUGUCCGUGGAACAUGGCCGUAGGUCACCUAAGGUCACAGGAGCCUCAGAAUAGAAAAAGACAUUUGGAAAAUAUUGAUUUCAAAAAGCGUGAAUUUUGAUUUAUCAUAUGAUGUCAUAUCCUUGUAGAUAGAAAACUAGCACUGCUGUGUAAUUAUUACGCUUGGAAAAGCUUAUUAUAUCUGUUUAGUUUGCAUUUUCAAGGAAGGCGUCAUAGAGGUUGAAACUGUGAUUAAUCAAUUUGCCACCAAUCAACCAUUCUGCUUUAGCACAUCAUAUACCUGUGACAACAGACAAAGUGCCAUGGUGACAGAUAGCAGCACUGCAAUGUACUAAAUCAAAUACAUUAGUUAUGACUUCUCCACCCCAAGUUGCCUGUACGUUGAUGUACCUGAACUGUGUUUAUAUCUCUGGUAGCUGAGCUCCAGGGAAGUUCGAGUCCUUGUAGAAGUGAAGGAAAUGGUGAAUGCAGGCCCAUUCUAGCAUACAUGUACAGAGCAAUCAGUCUGUUUGAAUUUCUCAUUGAUUAUGAUGACUUCAGUGACAGGAAAAUUUACAUGUAAGAAAAAAGAACCAUACACACUUACCCAGUGUACCUCACUCAGUGUUAGUAUAUGUGUGAAAUACUAUUUGAGAUAUCAUCUCCCAGGGCAGAGUUGGGCCGGCAAAACUACGUAAGUUUCAAAGAAGCCAAAAGACAAAUCCUACUUUAAAAAUGGACUUUAUAUAUUCUAGUAAGCGAAAUGGGACAAAUCGGCACUUGUGCAUGUACAUGUACACCAGAGUAGAUUACAAAUGGGUUGGUGACAUCUUGAUUGAAGGUGUGUUUUUAUGAUUUCAAAAGGUGAGUUGAAAUGACGAAAGCUUCACACUAAUACGUGAGAGACAGUGUGCCCCACACCAUCCCAUGACCUCAUCUCAGGAAGUAUACUUGCUGUCAAGGCAUAGUCCAUGGGAGCCAUGAUAGCAGAAAAUAGGCGUGGGUAUCAGUGCACAAGAUUCAGGUCCGGGUCUUCUUCAGGUCCAGAGGAUUAGGUCAUCAUCUGGACCCUACUUGGACAUGACUCAGUAUGUGAAAACUUGUGAAUUGGCAAGACUCAAAACGAUGAUCCAUUUUGCUUCAAAGAAGUCUUCUCUAUCGUUCUGUUCAUUUUCUGAUAGGUCCAAUCCGGUCCACUAAUUUUUUCAUGUCCUGUAGUUUUGGCACCAUUUGGUCCAACAAGAAAAUACAGUUUUGUGAUGGCGCCUACCCCUAUCAGAAAAAAAGUGAUGAAUAGAAAUAUGGUAUGCACUUCUUUCCCUUUUUGUGAAGGAGAGCCACAUUUCCCUUUAUGAAGAAAAUUUGCAAGUAAAUGUUGACUUGUAUGUAUUAGUUGUUGGAGACCAUUAUGGUCACAGAACACAGUAUUUAUCUGCAAUCCCCUGUAGUCAAUGGUGGUUCUGGUAUAAAGUAGUUUGUCACAGUGCUUAAAAAGGCCAUAGAGAUGUUUUUGUGCACAAUAGCGAGGUGGGAAAUGCAUAACUGUAGAGGAAUACAUCAAUUUAUAGACUACAUAUUAAGUUAAGUUGGAUUAUGAUGUUUUUUGGAUGGUCGGUUGGUUGGCAUAUAUUUGCUUUUGAAUGAAUAUAAAUUUGUAUCACAUAAUAGCGGGCUCAAAAAGAGCCAGCAACUUAAAGUUCAUUUUCACUUACUAGUAUUUUGUAGAUUGUACCCUGAGCUCAAACAUAUUUCAUUUUUGUAGAUCUGAAUUUUUAAGUGUCAAAGCUUCUGAAAUCCUUAACCAUGUGAAUCCUAUACUGAGUUCUGCUACCUACAUGUAUCAUUAUAGUGCUUUCAUCUUCUAUUCUAGCUUGCUCAAUUUGCAUACGGGCCCAAACACAACUUCUAAGAAGUUUGUACAAGAUAAGGAUGGAGCUUAGAAAUUAUGUGUUUUAAAAAAAAAAUGAAAUUUUCUUUCUAACAAUAUAGCCAUCAAUUCACCAGUUUUAACUGUACAUUUUGGGGUGAGGUGAAUACUAAUGUAAUAUAUAAGAUGAUUAACAAUAAAGCAUUUCUUACUGAGACUUUCACAUCUGGUGGCACCCAAUAUAAAACAUCACGCUUGUAAAAGCACACCUCUUUGGAUAUGGAAAACCAUCUUAAUAAGGUUUUUUUAUGGCUAAUACAUAACUCCUAAAAUACAUGUAUAUUAUGCUGGUGACUUAGACAUAUACCAUAUCACACUCACUCACUGACUAUCCGGUUUAGUGGAUCUUUGUUGAUUUCUGUGUGAAGAACUAAAUGGCCAAAAAGAUAGACACUGUAUCAGCCAUGACAUCAUUGCGGAUAUGAUGGCUGCUUGGAACAGGAAAAAUCUUCAGUACGUCACCAGGACAGCUAUACAAUGAACACGCCGAGGGUGACAAGCUUUUAAACAGUAUGUGUAGAAGCCACCAGGUGCAUGACUGUCUCGGGCUGGGAAUGCCUAGAGGAAUAUAUUUUGUAAUUCUACAGAUAAAAUUAUCAUUCAUAAUGAAUGUUCUAGUUAGAGAAGUGCUGAGAGACUGUUCUUUCCCAACCGCCAAGUUGUAGUCUGGUCAUGUCAGCUGUUCACAUCAGUGCUGUUACCUGAGUUAUGUGAUGCAUUGUUUUAAAUAGCCCUGUAACAACAGUCUUACUUCAUUUAGUGUACCAGUACCAAAGAAAUAUUAAAGCCAGUUUGAUGUUCAAUGAUUGCUAUAGGAAGAUUAUGGAUUAACUUGAUAAAAUACAGUUUCAAUAAAAUUCAUCUGAAGAAAUAGACAUGUAAUGUUACAGUUGCAGAAUGUAAACAAGGCAGCUUUCGUUCAAGCAUAGCCAAAAAAAUUGCCAGGAUGAAAAAUCCAAAGAGACUUAAGUAAACAUCGUUCACUCCCAUGUUAAACAGGGCAUUGUUGAAUUGUCUGGAUGUUGACAAAUCAACAUUGGUGUUACAGUUGCAUACUGUGGGGAAGUGGCCAUACUAACCCUUGUGGUGCUGGCAAAUUACCAUACAUUUUCCCAAUUCUGGGCGUUUUAGACCCUUUGGAAAGUAGGGGUACUGUUUUCACUAUGCUACAUAAUGAUGUAUAACUUUAUUGGGUUAUUUGGAAGGAAAGGAACAAAAAAAAAAAGAAUAGUGAAAACAGUACCAACAUAUGCUUCCCAACAUAUGUUGGACGUAACACUACAAGGGUUCUGAUAUCCAGGUUCAUUGUUGCUGGUUGUCUUUUUAUCAGCCUGUGACAUUGUUAGCACUGAUAAUACAAUUGUACACCUCAUUACUUCACUACCCCUCCUUUAUUAGAGGACCAAUCUGUGGCACAAUAUAUAGCAUAUUGGAUUUAAAGUUUGUAUCAAAUCAAAGUACAACAUUUUCUGAUUGUAUUCAACAACAAUGAUGGUAUUAUUCAAUUAACAUACAUGUACACAUCUGUGCUACCCUUCCUGUUAUUCAACAUUAAUUUGUACCAUCAAAAACAAUUAUUUAAACUUAAGGUUUUGGGGCUAAUGUAAACUUAUGGUGAUCCAAUUCUGGCUGCCAAUGGGGUCACAAUAGACAUAUCUUUGACUAUCUAUGGCUGAAAAAAGGAACAUACUUUUUAAAAGCUGUAAUAUUGUCUUGCAAUAACUUGAAAUUAUGGAGAUUAACCUCUGUGAGGUACUCGAAGGCAUUGAUGUUAACAUGUCAUUGGCAUUCAUGAUUAGAGUCUGAAGAAUGUUUUUUGAUGGCUAUGCUUAAUAACAGGCAAAGGGUGUACUGAAUUUAUGGCACAAAAGUGUUUGUGUAUGUUAAUUGAAUGAUGCAAAUCGUUAUUCCUGAAUAUAUAUAUAAGUGGAAAAAAUGUACUUUGUUUCAUACAAUCAUAUGUAUAUAUUUAAUAGAAUUCGGAUGGUAGAAAUCCCAGAAACCUACAGCCUGUUAUACAGUGGUUCUUCUCGCACUUUUUAAACAGUAUCUACUACAGAAUACAUGUUUGUGACAAAUGAUGUAACAAGUUGUAUCAUUUCUGUCUAAGUGCUUUCAUGCCAACCAUAGGUACAUUGCCAAACUCUAAUAUGGUGAUACAUGACAAUUCUUGUACCUGUCAUGACCUGGAAGAGUCUUCCACAUACAUGUACAUGUACAUCUGUAGCAUAUGGCAUAUAGUCAAAGAGCAUUAUGUACACAUUUAUACAUGUACCACUGCCUGAUUUUGGAAUUAUUCUUUGUAACAAUCCCUGCCUGUUGUCUGACACAUUGUUAAUGUUAAGGUUGUAGAUAUAUAUGUUUGCAAAAUUUCUAUUGAGGACAAAUGCAAUUUAUAUCAUUGCAAAGAAAUGAGAAGAAACUCUCCUUACUUGACAACAGAUCUCCAUGAAGAUAAACCAGUAAUUCCCUGUUCACACCCAGUUUUCUGUCCAAGUGCUCUUGGUUGGAGAGUGGUGUUAGUUUGGAACCACUACCAUGCCAUGCCCUACAUUUGUAGAACUGCUGCAAUGUUUCAACCUUACUGGCAAUAUUUCUGGCAGUUGUACAGAGGUAAUAGCUUCUCCUGGAUGAACAUAUUUUCAAUUUGAGUAAUCAAUUUCAGUAAUUGAUAGUUGACAUUUCAGCAGAAAUUGAAUAAAUACUUGAGAACAGAAA
Messenger RNA from Branchiostoma floridae (Florida lancelet), 8116 nucleotides. Its product is annotated as bifunctional heparan sulfate N-deacetylase/N-sulfotransferase 2-like. The record is from RefSeq and is a predicted model, not a curated record. Gene Ontology annotation, cellular component: Golgi apparatus. Lineage: Eukaryota; Metazoa; Chordata; Leptocardii; Amphioxiformes; Branchiostomatidae. Gene Ontology annotation, molecular function: deacetylase activity; heparan sulfate N-sulfotransferase activity.